UAAAGUAAGACUAGCUUGAUAUAGAUGAAGAAUCUAAUAAUAAUUGUGUUUAUUUCCACGGUUCUUCAAGCUGUUGUAAGCGAUGUUUCGAAUGACAAGUGUGGAGUUUGGAUGAAGAUGAAUACAAUGAAGAGAUGCUGCGACAUUCCAGAUUUAAUAGAAGAAGAUAAAGUUCGACAACUGUAUAAAAAUAAUAAUUUGACAUUAUGUGCGCUGCACGAAAAAAUGUCAGAAGUGCUCAACAUAAAAACCUUCGACAAAACUGCUUACAAAUCUUAUUUGAAGAAAGUCAUCAAUGAAUCCGAAUGGCAGUCAAUUUUUGACAAAAGUGUUGAUUCCUGUAUGGAUUUUGUUCCUAAAAUAUUGCCUUCAUUUGCUAAGACUUACAAUAUGGCUGAAGAAGGAUGUGGCUUGAAGUUGACUUUGAGCAUGUUUUGUUGGACAACGUUUGCUUUUUUGGAAUGUCCAGCAAAACACUUCACAGAUUCUAGUAAAUGUAAGGAAUCGAGAGAAAUCAUCAAGGAAUGUCAACAAAAUCCUGAUGAAAUAAUUAAAGUGUUUAAUUCAUGGAGCAAGCAGUAAACAAUUGAAAAUUUUAAUGAAAUUUGUAAAAAAC
Messenger RNA from Chironomus riparius, 616 nucleotides. The record is from the annotation of a GenBank genome assembly. NCBI's taxonomy places the organism in Eukaryota, Metazoa, Arthropoda, Insecta, Diptera, Chironomidae.